GCUUCCUCUUUCAUAUUCCGACUAAAUUAUGAGAUAUUCUUAACAAAAAAUGCAUUUUUUAUUUUCUCCCUGCACUCAAAAUUUCAUUUUGAAUGCUUAAGCCUCUGCUUUAUCUCGUUUAACUUCGAAACCUCAUCUGCCAUUAUCUUCUACAUAGAUUUUUGAUUCUGUGUUUAUUUUUGAAGUUCUAAGAGUAAUGAUUAUGUUGCACGAGAGUGUUGCCCUCUGGAAAUUCUGCCUGAUUCUAGAAAAGCUCCGGGUUGAGAAAAGUUUUUAUUUUUGGAUAUUUCAAAUCAUAUCUUUAAUAGUUAUAUUAUUAGCACAUAACUAAUAAGAAAAAUCUAAAUUUUUUUUCACUUUUUUUAAGCCCAUUUGAACCGUCAUCUCUACAAACGCUGCUCUGUUUCUCUCUGUUUCUUUAGUUCUGCUAGAUUUAUACAGACUUCAGAUCUGUUUGAAGGAUGGGCCCUAUGUCUUUGCCUCCUGGUUUCCGCUUCCAUCCCACAGAUGAUGAACUGGUGGGAUAUUACUUGAAGAGAAAAGUGGAUGGGCAAAAAAUUGAACUUGAAGUAAUUCCAGUGGUAGAUUUGUACAAGUUCGAUCCUUGGGACCUUCCAGAGAAAUCAUUCCUGCCAAAGAGAGACAUGGAAUGGUUCUUCUUCUGUCCGCGCGAUCGAAAAUAUCCAAAUGGAUCUCGAACGAAUAGAGCAACCAAUUCCGGCUAUUGGAAAGCUACCGGCAAAGAUCGAAAGAUCACCUGCGAGUUCUCGAUCGAAGGAAUGCGAAAAACUCUAGUUUUCUACAGAGGAAGAGCUCCGGGAGGAGAAAGAACUGACUGGGUGAUGCAUGAAUAUCGCCUCUGCGAACAUCUUCCUCAAGGAACUGUAUCUUUCAUGGGAGCUUAUGCUUUGUGCCGCGUAGUUAAGAGAAACGAGCAUCAAGGAGUGAGUAAAGUAAAAAGAGUUCUUUUUUCUGUCACAAGUGAGACUAACAAGAGGAAAUGCAAUAGCAAGGUCUCUAGUAGUAGCUUAGAAGGAAAUUCAGCACAAGUGGUAAACCUUUUAGAUGUGAGCAACGGUCCAAUUCAUGCAAAUUGUCUCAAUGAAACCGACUUUGAGUUAGCCUCAAGUAUGGUAGAUGUUUCUCCAUCUCAGUACCGGGGCCCGCUUUUUUCGUCUUAUUACCCCCUCAAGGGCAUUACUCUUGAAGAUGACAUAUCUGAGCAAAAUUUCCCAACUCAGUUUCCUUACUCCACAGAAUCAUGCCCAACUAAUGGAAUUUCUCCAGUUUCAUCCUUCUCAAGCCUCUCUGAGGAAACCUUCUCCGUCGAACCAGUCGACGACGGAAACUGUUUCUCUACCAUCUGCAUGAGCCCAUUUCACUCAAUGAACAUUUACCACCAUGAAGAAAACUUGUCAUUUCAGAACUUUGACUGGGUUGCUGACAGAAGCAAUGGAUUUGAACAGUGGAAUGCUGUGAUAUCUUCUCCAUUAUGUCGUCAAGAGAGCGGGGAAGAACAGAAUUUAUGGUCACAGGAAGAUGGCUUGCUGUUUGUGAUUUGAAGGAUUAUUAUUAUAUAUCUCUAAAUUAUGAUGGAUGGAAUUAGUAUUAUGAAUGUGAAGUCUUAUAGUCUAUUUGGGACAGCUGUCGAUUAUUUAUAAUCAGCUGAUAAACAGAUUAUUCUGAUAAUUUGAUAAUCUGCAGCUUAUCAUAAUAAACUGAUAUGUUGUUUG
Phalaenopsis equestris is the source of this 1733-nucleotide messenger RNA. RefSeq names its product NAC domain-containing protein 72-like. The record is from RefSeq and is a predicted model, not a curated record. The transcript has 5 exons. Gene Ontology annotation, biological process: regulation of DNA-templated transcription. The coding region runs from base 462 to 1562 and encodes 366 amino acids. NCBI's taxonomy places the organism in Eukaryota, Viridiplantae, Streptophyta, Magnoliopsida, Asparagales, Orchidaceae. Gene Ontology annotation, molecular function: DNA binding.